This is a messenger RNA of Oncorhynchus mykiss (rainbow trout), 2755 nucleotides long. Its product is annotated as B2 bradykinin receptor. Gene Ontology annotation, molecular function: C-C chemokine receptor activity; C-C chemokine binding; bradykinin receptor activity. The record is from RefSeq and is a predicted model, not a curated record. Lineage: Eukaryota; Metazoa; Chordata; Actinopteri; Salmoniformes; Salmonidae. Gene Ontology annotation, cellular component: external side of plasma membrane; membrane. Gene Ontology annotation, biological process: smooth muscle contraction; immune response; G protein-coupled receptor signaling pathway.
ACAAUGACAGGCUUUAUAAGGAGAGAAAACCUUAUGUUCCGCAAAUCUAAUAGCUUUUCUGUGCGAACAUGAUAAACAAAUUAUAUCGGGGGAUGCUGGCCGUACUUUACAAGAUUAGGCUGUAGAAGCCCAGAGGCUCAGGGGAUUCAAAGGCCAGUGUUCCCACUGGUCCAGAAACAUUUAGGAGGCUGGUUGCUUUAGUGUAAUACAGUCCUACAGCCUAGCCAUGGCUGUUUUCUGAUGAAACUGUUUCAUUAUUAAUGCUGGAAAGACUGUCCAAACUUCCAACCAAAUUUACAUUGAACGCGACAGAAAAAGUUCCAAAAUGUACCGUGUGUUUCAUCAGUCACAUAGACUUUUUAGUGUACCCUGUGAAAUUAAUCUGGCAAGUUUGCUGGAAAGAGAACUGAAACAAGCUCCACAGCCAAUUUAUAAUAUCCUCAGAUGGAAACAAACAAAAAUAGGACAAGGUUUAACUCUGGAUACGUGUAUUCAAAAUAUGUUUACUUCUCUAAUGGACUUUACCACACUUAUAUGGAUCUAGCGCAAUGCCGUUUACUUGCAAAACAUUCCUACUGUAAAUGUGCUUCCUUUUAUAUCUCUCUAGUGAAACAACAGUGGGUUAUGGUUUUGAUAAAUAGUUGAGCCAGAAAAAAGUAGGCCUACUUAGGGGAAAAACUGGUUUGUGUUGGAGGCCAAGUGACGACAUUGUGAUGAUCUGUGUUCGGCUCAUAUAAGAGUGGCCAUCCUCCCAGAACGCUCUUCAGAGGAGGCCAGAUGGUGAUGAUGAUAAUACAUGGGAAUGAACACGGAGAAAGAGCACAUCUUGACUGAGACCACAAAGCACUGGAGAUAAGUUUCCCAAUGUUCAGGAACACAACCGAGAGGCUCCUCCCCACUGAGGACCCUCACUCAGAGCUGGAUUGGACCGAGUUGGACCCCUAUAACUGUACACUACUGUACAACUACACUGCAGCCUGGGACUGGCUCUCCACCUACCAUCCAGCCUACCUGGUUCUGCUCAGUGUGGUGGGCGUGUUGGCCAACGGCCUGGUUCUCUAUGUCUUUUGCCUGCAGAGAAAGCUAUGCACCGUGGCCGAUGUCUACCUGGGCAACCUGGCCGCUGCCGACCUGGUCAUAGUGUCCUGUCUACCCUUCUGGGCCGCUACCAUUGCUAACAACUACCACUGGGCGUUCGGCGAGCCAAUGUGCAAGCUGGUCAACGUGGCCAUCUCCAUGAACUACUACUGUAGUGUUUUCUUCCUGGUGCUGGUUAGUGUUGAUCGCUACCUGGCUCUUGUCCGGCCCAUGUGCCAAAGCCGACUGCGGAGGGCGUCCUGGGCCAAGCGCAUCUGCCUGGGAAUAUGGAUCAUGGGGUUCCUGCUGAGUUUGCCCAUCCUGUUCUUCCGCAAGGUGAAAUACGUGGCCAAGGCGGGGGUGACAGCCUGCUACUUGGCUUACCCCCAUCCAGACUGGGAAAUUCAGCGCAAUAUCACCAAUAACGUGGUUGGGUUCCUGCUUCCUGUGAUAGUGGUGGCAUACUGCAGUCGCCACAUUGUGAUCGCUCUGAAAAAUGGUCAGAUCAGAAAAACUCCUGGUGUGAGGUCAGAGAGGAAGGCCACACAACUGGUCCUGACUGUCCUCACAGUCUUCCUCAUCUGCUGGACACCCUACCAGGUGGUGCGCUUCCUGGACACGCUGGAUUACUUCCAGGUCACUCCAGGUUGCCUCUGGGGUCACAUUCUGGACAUUAGCAUACAGCUGUCCACAUACCUGGCAUACGCCAACAGCGCCAUUAACCCUUUCCUGUAUGUCAUUGUGGGGAGACACUUCAGGAAGAGAGCAAAAGAAGUGUUCAGGACAAUGUUAAACCGCAGAUUGACAGAGAAAUCAUUCCUGACGGUCAAUUUCACCUCAAGUGGAAAACUGGACACUCAAAGGAUACAAUGUAAACAACUAGUGAAACAAACUGUGACGUGACAAGUCUCUGUCUUGAAGUCUAUCCGUCCGUCCAUCUGAACUGAUCCAGACUGAACAUUUAAUCUUCAUCUGUUUUUACUUUUAAAUUGUAAAUAUGUUCUUUCUUCUAAUCGGAUCGAUAUCCGUCAGUCGUUUGUGUGAGACCAAAUGAGGUGAACAAGUGAUCAGGGACCUCCAGAUGAUUUCUGUCUUUGUUAAACUUGUAAUUACCGGAGGACAUCUGUUCCGAAUCAUUAAGACCUUUAUUAAUACAAAUAGUCCAUUUAUCUGUCUACAAUAUUCUACCUCGUAAGCAAUCGAACUCCUGUUUUAGUUCCUUUGUGGAUUUAUGGAGAAAUUCAGACUACAGACUCCAUUCGGGUGCACGACACUGAAGAUUUAUGCUGUAAUAUAGGCACUAAAUUACGACUGUCCAGUGUAGAAGAUUAAUCUAAAUGUGAUCUAUGAAGUCUUUUAUUGUCAUUGAGACCCUUUUCAUUUUGAUGGAGUGUGCCACUAUGAGAAAUGAUUCUCCCAGAGCAGGACUACGAAUGGGACGUAUUGCACUGUGAACUAAUUUAAAUGUAAAAGGUCAUAUUGUCCUUUAAAAAGCUCAUAUCAUUUUUUCUUUUUGGCCACUAAAUCAAAUGAGGUUCUGGUUGAAAGGUCUGUAUUUCUUAUCAAUCCUGUGAAAAAAAUUUUUUGUUAUUGCAUAAAAACAACUUUUGUAUGUAUCAAAAUGUUGUCCACUACCGUGAUGACGUAAAUAAAUCAAUGUGGGGUUUGAGUACUCAAC